This is a messenger RNA of Theobroma cacao (cacao), 900 nucleotides long. RefSeq lists its product as uncharacterized. Lineage: Eukaryota; Viridiplantae; Streptophyta; Magnoliopsida; Malvales; Malvaceae. The record is from RefSeq and is a predicted model, not a curated record.
AUGGGAAUGCACCAAGAGACUACAAAUGUAUUAUAUCAGCUCUUAUCUGAUGCCUGCCAAGAAAGAGAUGAAGCUAGAGAACAGUUGAAGAGAUCAGUGGCAGAAAUUUCUGAACUGAAGAAACUAGUGAACAAGCUCUUACCAUCUAAUUCAGCUGAAAUCAGCUCUGUUGUUUCGCAUGUCCAACCUGACGGCCGGAACCAGGAAAUCUUGAAAAGAAACCUAGAUAUCAGAGGAUCAGACACUGUAUCUGAAGCACAUAACAACUAUUCUGAUGAUUCAUCCGCAGCCAAAAGCAUCUCUCGGACGUUGUUCAAUGCUAGCCUGACUGAUUCCAGCAACCUUGCAUUGUUGAAAAAGUCAUUUGUUCAAGAUUCUGGUAGCCAUAUCCGAAUGGGAAAAUUUUCUUCCAAGGACAUGGCAGUUAAUCCUGCUUCAAAAGUAAUUACUACUCUUGUUAAGGGAAAACCACUGCCGGAAAAAGGGAGAUUUCUGGAGGCUGUUCUUGACACUGCACCCUUGCUGGAGACACUUAUGAUUACAGGCCAGCUUCCAAAGUGGCGAAACCCUCCAUCUUUGGCAUCCAAUCUCAUUGCUAAUGAUGAUCAUGGCUUGAUCAACCAGAGAGCAGUCAUCAGCUCAAAAUCUGCAACUCCUGUUUGCACAAUGUUGAACUAUAAGAAAUGUUCAAACAGUUUCAACUUCGAAUCCUUGGGGCAUGCUAGUAUGCAGAGGAGAUUCAAGUGAACAUUCAGAGAAAUAAUAUUGUCAAAGUAUCAAUUGAAAACUAAAUUUCAUGUAAAAGCCUUCUCAAAGGAUAAUCUUUUUGCUCUUUUCUCCCCUACUCACCCCCAUUCUUAAACAUGAAGUCUAGUUUGUUAAACUGAAACUUCUAUUUGC